This is a messenger RNA of Pseudozyma hubeiensis SY62, 1080 nucleotides long. RefSeq names its product esterase. Bases 1 to 1080 code for a protein of 359 amino acids. The record is from RefSeq and is a predicted model, not a curated record. The transcript has 3 exons. NCBI's taxonomy places the organism in Eukaryota, Fungi, Basidiomycota, Ustilaginomycetes, Ustilaginales, Ustilaginaceae.
AUGGCUUUGGACAGUAUGACUUCCAAGCGAGGAAAUCGCAAUACGACCAUGACAUCGAGCGAGUUCCCAGCUGCCCUUCGAGGCACGCUUCAACUCUACCAACCCAAACCUGUAGCGCUACCUUACUUUGACACGGAUGCAACGCUUCCCCACACGCUGGUAUUCAUCCCCGGACUUACCGAUACACUGUCAACGCUCCCUUACCUGCCCCAACUUGCAUCUCUAGCACACUCGUACGGCUUCUCGCUGGUGCAACCGCAACUCACAUGCAACCUGGGUGGAUACGGACAGUGUACCCUCGAAGGAGAUGCGCAGGAGAUCGCUGCAUGCGUCGCACACCUGAGAAGCACCAAGCAGAAGAGUGCGGGUAAGGUGGUGUUGAUGGGUCAUUCGACGGGAUGCCAGGAUGUGAUAGCUUAUCUAUUGAGUAGCUCGAGAGCCGCAGCGAAUCAUACCAAGGUCGAUGGAGCGAUACUCCAAGCUCCCGUCUCGGACAGAGAGUUUUACGAGAUGAAGAGGGAGAGUGCGUCGCCCGAAGAGAGGAAGAGGAUGGAUACAGAGUUGGAGCUGGCUACCCGACUCGUGAAGGAGGGAAGGGGUUCGAGUCUUAUGCCGAGAGAGCCAGUGACCCUGCCGACCGAUCUUAACGAUCCAGAGCAUCCACAUUCCGACGCUGUGGACCGACCUGGAACUGAGCUGGACAUAGCAGGAAAUGCAUCAGCUGUCUUGUCGCCUGCGAUGACAGCCUACCGCACAUGGUCACUGAAAGCAAAAGGCGGCCACGACGACUUCUUCAGCUCCGAUCUCGACAACUCCGACAUCACAAACAACCGUCCUGGCGCAAGAACCAUCGGUAGGGCCGUCAAGAAUCUUCAGUCCUCAUAUCCAAAGGCACAGUUGCUCGCAUUGAUCGGAGAGAAAGAGCAAACAGUCGAUCUUGCUCCAACGCUGGACCGAAUUGCUCGGACCGACAACUGUCUUCGAGGCGAAAAUACUCAAGGAGGCCAACCAUCAAGCUGCGAGUCGAGUCGCGACCGAGAAUUUGCUCAGCUUGGUCGGCGAAUAUCUGUCACGUUUUAG